GUUCUCGACAACAUCACCCAACGACGUCGCCCAACAUGCCGAAGGAAGUCAAGCAGCGCUCCGGCAUCGCCGUUGGUAUCAAUGCUGGCCAUAAAGUCACUCCCCGCCAGCCAAAGCCGCGUGUCUCGCGCAUGAAGGGUCAUCUUAGCAAGCGGACUGCCUUCGUUCGGGACAUCGUCAAGGAGGUUGCUGGUCUCGCCCCAUACGAGCGCCGUGUCAUCGAACUCCUCCGUAACAGCAAGGACAAGCGCGCCCGCAAGCUCGCAAAGAAGCGACUCGGAACCUUCGGCCGUGCCAAGAGAAAGGUCGACGAGAUGACCAAGGUCAUCGCUGAGAGCAGGAGAGCAGGUCACUAAGCGUGCGAUUCUGUAUGAAGUGAUGUAUGGAAAGGGUGAUCAGGUGCAAGAGGCAUGCAACGGCGCAAAUGAAAGGCUCGGGAUUUGAGACAUGCUAUGCGAUGCUUGCCAGCCAUGGGUGCUGGGUGUGAGCCAAAAUACCAUAGCGAGGUAGAUGGCGCCCGGUCAGUUGGCUCUCUUACUGCUGAAUGAAAAUUGCAUUGAAAGCCC
Messenger RNA from Pseudocercospora fijiensis CIRAD86, 566 nucleotides. RefSeq lists its product as uncharacterized. The coding region runs from base 36 to 356 and encodes 106 amino acids. Gene Ontology annotation, cellular component: cytosolic large ribosomal subunit; ribosome. NCBI's taxonomy places the organism in Eukaryota, Fungi, Ascomycota, Dothideomycetes, Mycosphaerellales, Mycosphaerellaceae. Gene Ontology annotation, biological process: cytoplasmic translation. The transcript has 3 exons. The record is from RefSeq and is a predicted model, not a curated record. Gene Ontology annotation, molecular function: structural constituent of ribosome.